AUGCGUAAGCCUCUCUCAUCCCAUGAAAACCGAAUCGAGGAACAAGAACCGGUCAAGUCUCUCACAUCACCCAACAAGCGUCGCUACCAACAAGAACCGGAUGAUGAUUCUAUUUCAUCCUCGACGAAGCGACGUCGAGUCCCGGAUGACCCAUCUUCGCCCAAGAACUGUUAUGAUGAACUUUCUGAUUAUGCACCAAACGUAUCCGCCCGUACGCGCACUGAACAUCUUAAACAGUUAUACGCUAUUUUGAAUGACGAGCUUCCAUAUCGCUCUACUUCCCGUUCUCAAAUCGAUUCGUUGGAUGAAGCCGUUGGUUUCAUUCGUUACCUCAAGAAAAAAGUUGGGGCAGGUAUCGAAGAAGCCAGCGAAUUGUGA
Messenger RNA from Lichtheimia ornata, 378 nucleotides. RefSeq lists its product as uncharacterized. The transcript has a single exon. The record is from RefSeq and is a predicted model, not a curated record. The coding region runs from base 1 to 378 and encodes 125 amino acids. Gene Ontology annotation, molecular function: protein dimerization activity. Lineage: Eukaryota; Fungi; Mucoromycota; Mucoromycetes; Mucorales; Lichtheimiaceae.